Molecule: messenger RNA, 1002 nt
Organism: Mytilus trossulus (common blue mussel)
Lineage: Eukaryota; Metazoa; Mollusca; Bivalvia; Mytilida; Mytilidae
Product: ephrin type-B receptor 3-like
Exons: 5
Coding region: 1-1002 (333 amino acids)
Biological process (GO): protein phosphorylation
Molecular function (GO): protein kinase activity; ATP binding
Source: RefSeq, a predicted model, not a curated record
AUGGGGGAUAAUUCAAACCUGGAGUGUCUGUCUGAUUUUUCUACGGGCUCUGAUACCAUCGUCAAAAGAAACCAACAAUUAUGGGAUGCAUUAAACACACAGAGGGAUCAGAUAGUUUGUCUAUGCACAUCAAUUAUACAAGUGAUAGUAACAAGUGUUAAACAACUUCAGGACGAUCAUGAUCCAAAGAAGAUAUUGGACAAAGAAAAUUUGAGAAAAACUGAACAUGAUUUCAAUGUGUUUGUUCGUCUACUUACCGAUGGACUUAAAAAAUUGAGAGAAUUUUCAGUGAAAUGUCGGGAGGUUAAAGUCAAAACAUGCAACCAAUCUGAAUCCGACUAUACUGAAAAAGGAUCCACGUCAACAAAUGAAGAUUCAAAACAGAACCUAGUACAAACAGAAGAGCUAUUAAGGAACGACCAAGAUGAAGACUCAGAGGUCGUCUAUAAGAAUGGAUAUGAAAAAUUUCCGUUUCCAAUUGACUUGGACCUUCUGGAUAUAGGGGAUGAUGUCCUUGGGAGAGGCCAUUUUAGUGAAGUGAGAAAGGGCAGUCUUCAAUUUGCUUCUAGAGAGACGUCUGCACAGGUGGUGGCUGUUAAGGUUCUGAAUAGUAAUAAUACUGAGAGACAGUUUAGAAAUGAGACUGGAAUCAUGAGAGAACUUGAACACUUAAACAUCAUUGCUUUUAUUGGAGUUAAUAAAAAAAUGAUUGUAAUGGAGUAUGCAGACAUGGGUUCUCUGCAAAAAUACUUAUGUACCAGAAGACGACAAAAACAGCCACUUCAUCUUUGUAGAAUGAUACAGAUUUGCAUGGAUGUAGCAGCGGGAAUGAAGUACUUAGCAGAUUUAAGAAUUAUACACGGGGAUAUAGCAGCUAGAAAUAUUUUACUAAACUCAGAUUUUCAAGCAAAGAUAACAGACUUUGGACUUUCAAGACGUUUGGACAAAGGAUCAUGUUUUGUCAAAAAAUUAGCUGGCGAAAUAUCACCUAUUUGGUGGUAA